AUGUGGAGGAAACUAUAUAUUUUACUGACAGGAGUCUUUCCAACACAACAACUAGGGAGGAGAAACUUGAGAAAGAAAAGGAUUCACUAUCAGAUCUCCUGCACCCUUACAGCUCUGCUGCUGCUGCUGCUUCCUGGGGUCCCAGCUUCAAAUUGUACAACUUCCAUUAGUGUCCUGGUGACAAACUCUGUAACAAGCUGUACAGCCAAUCAGACCUACAGCACUUGUGUGGUUUUCAGAGGGAUAUUGCUGGGUGGACUGAGGAGACUGCAGGAAUCUAAUGAAGGAUUUGAGUUCACCUACACAGAGGAUCCAAACUAUGGCCCAUUCCUCCAGAGUGUGAACGGCUUGGCUGGAAGUACAAACGAACGUACCUAUUGGGAGCUGCUGGUCAAGAACGAAAAUAACACCAUCAGACCUAAUGUUGGUAUUGGAUGUUACAUUCCAAGUACAAAUGACGAAAUCAUCCUUAAAUAUAACAUGUACUAAAGGAUCAGUCACCACUGGAAAUCAACAGCAAAGCCAGAUUCAACUGUAUGAUUAUGUAUUUCACACAUUUAGAUAUAAAUUACAGCCUAAUACAUGGCCCUUAAUGUAAACAGUGAGGAGACAGACUGUUUGUUGAUAGGACUGACAAGGUAUGAGUUGACAUUCCUCAUGGGAAUCCACUUUCACUUUAAAUGUCCUGCUUGGUAACCAGAUACUUCCUCAUGAAGAUUUCCUCUUAUUACUUAAGAUAUGAGCUUGCAUAAUACUAUUAUACACUUGAACAACCUUUGUGUGAAUCUUUUUGAAUGAGGAAACAAAAAUAAAAAUCUCAUUU
This is a messenger RNA of Cottoperca gobio, 823 nucleotides long. RefSeq names its product transcobalamin-1-like. NCBI's taxonomy places the organism in Eukaryota, Metazoa, Chordata, Actinopteri, Perciformes, Bovichtidae. The coding region runs from base 1 to 489 and encodes 162 amino acids. The transcript is spliced from 5 exons. The record is from RefSeq and is a predicted model, not a curated record. Gene Ontology annotation, molecular function: cobalamin binding. Gene Ontology annotation, biological process: cobalamin transport.